AUGAGAUUUGCUUUGCAUGUGACUUUAUUUGCGGAUGUUUCUUAUAGUACUUACUCCACUGGCGCAACGGUCUGUACUGUUGCAUCAUCCCUUACCCCCCCCUCGUUCGACACAACAGUGGACUUUGCCUUUGACUUUGACUUUGACUUUGACUUUGACUUCAAUGCGACGGUCUGUACUGUCGCGUCUCUGGACUUCGACAUGACGGUCUGUACCGUCGUGUCUCUGGACUUUGACUGGUGGCGACGACUCGACGGGGAUUUGACGAUGCAAUGGUCUGUAUGGACUUCGACACGACGUACCUCAACCUCUACUGGCGCAAUGGUCUGCACUGUUGCGUCAACCCUUAUCCUCUCCUCCUUCGACACGACGAUGGACUUCGCCUUUGGAGUUGCCGACACGAUGGUUUGUACUGUCGUGUCAUCCUCUCUCCUCACACACAGAGGACCUCAGCUUUGA
This is a messenger RNA of Suillus bovinus, 459 nucleotides long. RefSeq lists its product as uncharacterized. The transcript has 3 exons. Lineage: Eukaryota; Fungi; Basidiomycota; Agaricomycetes; Boletales; Suillaceae. The record is from RefSeq and is a predicted model, not a curated record. The coding region runs from base 1 to 459 and encodes 152 amino acids.